Molecule: messenger RNA, 1137 nt
Organism: Vicia villosa (hairy vetch)
Lineage: Eukaryota; Viridiplantae; Streptophyta; Magnoliopsida; Fabales; Fabaceae
Exons: 2
Coding region: 1-1137 (378 amino acids)
Source: RefSeq, a predicted model, not a curated record
AUGCAUUUUGUAGUUAGUUUCAAGGACUGUGAAGGAAGGAAACUGAUGCAACCAGUGGAGUAUGAGUGGAAACCUUUGUAUUAUGAUAGAUGUCAAAGUAUUGGUCACAAGUGUAAAGACUAUGUGAAGAAGCAAUGGAUGCCUAAAGGAAAACCUCUUGAGUCUGCACCUAGUAGCUCUUUACAGGGCACAACUUCAGUAGAGGAGCCAAUACAACCAGAGAAAGGAAUUGAGCCUAAGCAUCUAGAGAAAGGAACUGAAGAUGCAGCUUGGAUAGAGGCCAGAUCAACAAUAAAAGAUAGAGGUAAAAGAAUUCUAACUAGAUCAAGUUUUGAUAUUAAUUGUGUUAGUGGCUUUGAGGCACUAGGGGUUUUGAAUGACCUCAUAGUGACCUUAGAUAGAGGGCCAUUUAAGAUUGGUAAAUCCAAACUGAUUAGAGAUAAACUCAAUGUGUAUGAUAGCUAUGUGGACAAUUACCAUAACCAUGACAAUGGGAGAAUUUGGAUUUCUUGGAAUGAUAACCUUGAUGAUGUGAAAGUGAUUCAGAGCUCUGAUCAAUACCUCCACUGUGGAAUUUAUGAUACUAAAGGGACAUUCCAAUUCUGGCUCACUGCUAUCUAUAGGAAGAAUCGGCUUGAACAGAGGAAAAUCCUUUGGAAAGAUAUUGCAAAUAUGAGACCUAAUGUCCAGGAUCCUUGGUGCCUUAUGGGAGAUUUUAACAAUGUCAUGAGGGCUCAGGAUAGGAUGGGGGGAAGAAUGGUCACUGAUUUUGAAUAUGUGGAUCUGCUAGACAUGAUGACUCAUACAGGGCUCACUGAGAUGGAUGGCUGUGGGGACUAUGAUACUUGGUGCAAUAGACAUACAAAUGAUACUAUCUAUUCUAGGAUAGAUAUACUCAUUGGUAAUGUGGAAUCGUUUAAGAAGUAUAAUGAUAUGAAUCUGAGAAUCCUGGCUCCUAUUGUGUCUGACCAUGCCCUCUUGCAGGUGGUGAAUGAAACUCAGAAAGUGAUCAAUAAUAGAAGAUUUAAGUUCUAUAACCGUGUUAUAGAAUUAGCAAGCUAUGAGGAGGUAGUCAAGAAAAGCUGGGAUGAACCCUUGGAUGGCAGUCCUAUGUUCAUCUUGUGGAGAAAGCUGUAG